Cordyceps fumosorosea ARSEF 2679 is the source of this 498-nucleotide messenger RNA. Its product is annotated as MarR family transcriptional regulator. The transcript has a single exon. The record is from RefSeq and is a predicted model, not a curated record. NCBI's taxonomy places the organism in Eukaryota, Fungi, Ascomycota, Sordariomycetes, Hypocreales, Cordycipitaceae. Bases 1 to 498 code for a protein of 165 amino acids. Gene Ontology annotation, molecular function: N-acetyltransferase activity.
AUGACCGACGACGACACCGUCUUCCGCACCCACCGCCCCGGCGACAUCGGCUACAUCGUCCAUCGCCACGGCGUCCUCUACGCCGCCCAGUGCGGCUGGGGCCUGCCCUUUGAGGGCUGGGUCGCCCGCAUCAUGGCCUCCUUCGCCGCCUCGUACGACCCCGCGCGGGAACGCUGCUGGAUCGCCGAGGACCCCCAGGGCAGCUUCCGCGGCUGCGUCCUGCUCUGCCGGGACGAGGGCGAGGGGGCCCGGAUCCGCGUGCUCCUGGUCGAGCCGGAGGCAAGGGGCCGCGGGCUCGGCAGGCGCUUGUCGCGGAUGUGCGUCGACUUUGCGAGGGAGUGCGGCUACGCCAAGGUGACGCUGACGACGCAGAGCAACCUGGCGCCGGCGAGGCACAUGUACGAGGACAUGGGGUUCCGGUGCUUGCGGACGGGCAAGGCGGAGCACUUUGAGGCCGGAGGGGACUCGCAGGAGGAGACGUGGGAGUUGGAGCUGUAG